Messenger RNA from Laetiporus sulphureus 93-53, 3129 nucleotides. Its product is annotated as SNF2 family DNA-dependent ATPase. Gene Ontology annotation, biological process: regulation of transcription by RNA polymerase II; nucleosome organization. Gene Ontology annotation, cellular component: chromatin; nucleus. The record is from RefSeq and is a predicted model, not a curated record. Gene Ontology annotation, molecular function: nucleosome binding; ATP-dependent chromatin remodeler activity; histone binding. NCBI's taxonomy places the organism in Eukaryota, Fungi, Basidiomycota, Agaricomycetes, Polyporales, Laetiporaceae. The transcript has 20 exons. The coding region runs from base 1 to 3129 and encodes 1042 amino acids.
AUGCAGGCUUCAGCCGAUAGGCGACAGAAGAAGCAGAAACGGAUGGCAGAGGAGGGCAAGCUGCAUGCAAGAAGACAGCAGAUGGACAAAGCAAAGAUCUCGGAUGCUGUCAAGCGCUAUUCCUACUUACUCGGGCAGACGGAACUAUUCAAGCAUUUCGUGGACAUUAAGAAAGCCCGUGAUCCACAAUACGCCGCAUUAUUGGAUGCCCAGCCGAAACCUAAAGGUCGUGGGCGGAAAAAGGCCAUUGAUAACAGCGCUCGCCACAGAAAAUCAGAGAAGGAGGAGGAUGAGGAAUUGCUCAAAGACGGCGAACUAGCAGCGGAUGGCGAUGACCAACCGUUCGUCUUUGAGGAGUCGCCUAGUUUCAUUAAUGGAACCAUGCGACCAUACCAGCUGCAAGGCCUCAAUUGGAUGGUCUCUCUACACCACAAUGGUCUGAAUGGUAUCUUGGCUGAUGAGAUGGGUCUGGGCAAGACACUUCAAACGAUUUCUUUCCUGGCAUACCUGAAGCACUAUCGCGAUAUCUCCGGCCCUCAUCUGAUCGUGGUGCCGAAAUCGACACUUCAGAACUGGGCUCGCGAAUUCGAGAGGUGGACUCCCGACGUGAACACUAUCUUGCUGACUGGCACGAAGGAGGAGCGUGCGGAACUGAUCACCAACCGGCUGAUUCCUCAAGACUUCGACGCACUGAUCACCUCUUACGAGAUCUGUCUCAUCGAGAAGUCGGCAUUGAAAAAGUUCUCAUUCGAGUACAUUAUCAUUGACGAGGCACAUCGCAUCAAGAACGUGGAUUCCAUCCUCUCCCAGAUCGUUCGCUCCUUCACAUCUCGAGGGCGACUGCUGAUCACCGGGACGCCACUACAAAACAACAUGAAGGAGCUCUUCGCUCUGCUAAAUUUCAUCUGUCCUGAGAUCUUCUCCGACUAUGCUGAUCUAGAGAGCUUCCUGCAUAAAGAUGAGGCAGAGGUUGAAGGUGAUGAGGAGAAAAGCAAGAAGGUAGUUGAGGCUUUACACAAGAUUCUCCGACCGUUCCUUCUGCGGAGAGUUAAGAGCGAUGUCGAGAAGAAUCUCCUGCCCAAGAAGGAGAUCAACAUUUACGUUGGUCUCACGGAAAUGCAGCGCAAAUGGUAUCGUUCCGUGUUAGAGAAGGAUAUUGAUGCCGUCAACGGCCUCACAGGCAAGAAGGAGGGCAAGACGCGGUUGAUGAAUAUGGUUAUGCAGCUGCGCAAGGUCACCUGUCACCCAUACCUUUUCGACGGAGCUGAACCUGGCCCCCCUUAUACCACCGACGAGCACCUGAUCGAGAACUCGGGCAAGAUGGUCAUUCUGGACAAACUAUUGAAGUUGAUGAAGGCGAAGGGUUCUCGAAUCCUGAUCUUCAGCCAGAUGAGUAGGAUGCUGGAUAUUCUCGAGGACUAUUGUCUGUUCCGCGGAUAUAAAUAUUGCCGCAUUGAUGGUAGUACUGCCCAUGAAGACCGUAUCGCCGCCAUUGACGAGUACAACAAGCCGGACAGUGACAAGUUCAUCUUCCUCCUCACAACGCGUGCGGGAGGCCUGGGUAUUAACUUAACCUCGGCGGACAUUGUCGUGCUGUAUGACAGCGACUGGAACCCUCAAGCCGAUCUGCAGGCCAUGGAUCGCGCACACCGUAUUGGUCAGACCAAGCAGGUGUAUGUCUUCCGCUUCAUCACCGAGGGCAGUGUAGAGGAGCGGAUGUUGGAGCGUGCUGCUCAAAAGCUAAGAUUGGAUCAGCUUGUCAUCCAGCAAGGCCGGACACAGAAUAACAAAGCUGCGAACAAGGACGAGCUACUGGAGAUGAUCACUCAUGGAGCCGAAAACAUCGUGAACUCGAAUGACGACCUCAUGAUCAACGACGACAUAGACGAGAUCAUCCAGCGCGGCGAGAAGCGUACGGAGGAGCUCAACAACAAGUACGAGGGUCUCACCUUCGAAGACUUGAGUAACUUCAAGUCCGAAGCUUCGGUACAGCAAUGGGAGGGCGAGGAUUUCCGCGCAGGGCGCAAGGCGUUGCAGUUCAACCCCCUGGCGUUGUCAAAGCGAGAGCGAAAGCUCAACUACUCUGUUGAUAGCUACUUCAAAGAGACCAUGCGGGCAGGCCCGUCCAAGACGGAGAAGGCACCCAAAAUUCCUAGAGCGCCGAAGCAGAUUCAGCUGCAAGACUUCCAAUUCUUCCCUCCACGAUUGGCGGAACUGCAGGAGCAGGAGCUCGCUGCACACAAGCGAGCGAACGAAAUUCCCGCUACCUUGCGCGAGCCUGCUGGACCGGAAGAUACACCGGAGAAACUGGAAGCCGAACAACAGGCAGCGCAAGAGUUUAUUGACAACGCCGAGCCUCUGACUGAAGAGCAGCUCCAGGAGAAGGAGAGGUUGAUAGCACAGGGCUUUGAGGAGUGGAGUAGGCGUGAUUUCCAACAGUUCAUUCGUGCGCUCGAGACGUAUGGAUGGACGGAUGACUAUGAGCUUCUUGCGUCCGAGAUUCAGGACAAAACUCCUGCCGAUGUCGCGGCGUACUACCCUGUGUUCCGCAAGAAGUGGAAAGAACUUGCAGAAUAUCCAAGGAUCAAGGCUCGUAUCGAGGAGGGCGAAGCGAAACGGCACAAGCGAUCCAAUCUCGAAGCUCUGCUUUCGAAGAAGAUUGCCUCCGUGCGGUACCCAAUGCAAGAGUUGGAACUGAACUAUCCCACGACAAAGGGCAAAGUGUAUUCCGAGGAGGAGGACCGGUAUCUGCUCUGCCGGCUGAACCACUAUGGCAUGCAAGCUGAGGAUGUGUAUGAGAGGAUCAAGAAGGACAUCACGGAAUUUCCUGUAUUUCGGUUCGACUGGUUCUUCAAGAGCCGAAGCCCGCAGGAGCUGCAGAGGAGAUGCAACACGCUUCUGGGAAUGAUCGAGAAGGAAGCGGAGUUGAAGCAGGUCGAGGAGGUUAAGACGAAGGGCCCAACAAAGGGCAAGAAGAGAGGCAUUGAUGAGGUGCAGAAAAUUGAGGAGAAGAAGGAAAAGGAGAAAGAGAAAGAAAAGGAUAAGCCUUCUCGCUCGUCGACGCCGACUAGCAGCACGACCGCUGCUGCGGCGUCGACAAAGCGGGUAUACAAGAAGAGGAAGACAUAA